This is a messenger RNA of Homalodisca vitripennis (glassy-winged sharpshooter), 2009 nucleotides long. RefSeq names its product transcription factor egl-13-like. Gene Ontology annotation, biological process: cell fate commitment; regulation of transcription by RNA polymerase II. The record is from RefSeq and is a predicted model, not a curated record. NCBI's taxonomy places the organism in Eukaryota, Metazoa, Arthropoda, Insecta, Hemiptera, Cicadellidae. Gene Ontology annotation, molecular function: DNA-binding transcription factor activity, RNA polymerase II-specific; RNA polymerase II cis-regulatory region sequence-specific DNA binding. The transcript has 6 exons. The coding region runs from base 1288 to 1749 and encodes 153 amino acids. Gene Ontology annotation, cellular component: nucleus.
UUUUAACUCAAUAAACUAAAAGAAGUUAAAAUUUGUAUUUAGCAUAUAAUUUAUUUUUAAUAUUAUACUACAACUUUAAUUAUAAUAUCAUUAUAAACUAUAUCCAGUCAUUUAUACCAUUUCAAGGACCUACCUUGUAAAAUAGUUGUGCUAUGAAGAUUUACUCAAAACCCGACAUUUCAUAAAAGUCCCAGAUUUUGGUCAUUACUAUUAAUAGAACAAUUUUAAUUCACCAGUUUGUUUACACUUUUGUUUUUACACAAGCUUACAAGAUGUACACCACACAUAACAGUAUAAGAAAACCUACACAAACCUAAUCUGUACAUAUUUACAAUAGCCCCCCUCUUCCACUUUUCAAGAUGUAUGCUGACCAAAGCAAGAGGCAUGUACACCUCUUUUGCAUGGUUUGAAAUAAAAAAUCAAAGACAUUGUGACUUCGGAAGUGAUUUUCCUGGUAGACACAAGGAGAUUAGACUCAAGGAUUACUGAGUCUGAUUGUAAAAUUUAGUAGUAAGCCUACAUAAGUUAAUCCGUCAUUAUAGAUAUUUUGUUCCAUACAGCAAAAUUAAAGUGUGAAUAAGUUUUCUAUCAGUUAAACCUAUAUUGUAUUUAAAAUUAAAGCCUAGUGCCCAUUGAAAAUACUCUUAUUUCAUUGGCUUCUUUAUGUACAGUAAUUACUAAUUUAUUCUUACUAUUAAAAUUAAAAGCAAAAUUAAUCACAGGUAAAUGUAUAUCAUCUUAACUUUACUAAUGUUUUUGUUGUAUGUUUUCAAAUUAUAAUUGUAUUUUAUGUGAUUUAUAAAUCAAUUUCAUGUGAUAAUUUUAUGAACAGCAGGUUAAAAAUGUAAUGUGGAUUUCUAUUUUAAUAUUUUUAAGCUCAGUAAACUUAAUGAAUAGUUUAGUUUACAGUUAAUUUGAUGUGCGUGUGUUCGUUUGAUCCGAACCAAACUAUAAACUAACAGUGUCUUAUCUACUCAACUUUGUUAUGGGUUUAAUGUAGUAGCAUGACAUUUUAAAUAUAAUUUCUAAUAAAAAUGAUGGUAAGUAAAAAUUACAAAUCUUAACAACUACCAAAUAACUUUUGAAUCUUAACACUCUUUUCUGAGUCGUAAAAUAUUUAUAUUAUACAUACAAAGCCAGUAAGAAAAUUAUAUAUUACAUUUAUUUAAUAAUAACGUAUUUUAUUUUUUAAUUGCCUGUAACUAAAUUAAAGCACAACUACCAAAACAAAUGUAAUUUGUUUUAUUUUUAUCCAUGUUUUAUAAAAAUGUUUCAGUUUAAUUAUAAAUGCAACUUCAAGUAACAUCUAGUAAACUCGACAAAGAAUCAAAGCUACAACCACCAAGUUGGACAGGACUGCCCAAACUGAAAGUUAUGGGAAAGGAUCCAGAGCCAUUGAAAUCUCAUUGGAUGGACAAGACAACCUCACAUCAAACCUCAAAAGAAGGUCCAGGCCUGCCAGAUCUGAAGGUAAUUCCUCCAGCCGAAGAAAAGAAGCCUCACAUCAAACGCCCUAUGAAUGCCUUCAUUGUUUGGGCCAAAGGUGAACGCCAGAAGAUACUGAAAGCAAAUCCAAACAUGCAUAAUUCUGUGAUUUCAAAAAUUUUAGGUGCAAGGUGGAAGGAAAUGUCAGAUCACGAGAAACAACCUUUUUAUGAGGAACAGAAGCGGCUGAUGAGGGUUCACAUGGAGCAGCACCCUGACUACCGAUACCGACCAAGACACAAACGUUCUCAUCUCAAAAUAUAAUAAUGUACGUUUAGCCAAGCUUUAGAAUUUUGUUAGUUUCCAAAACAAACUACAUUUUCAGACAGAAAUUUGUCCUAAAAGUACAAUCUAUAAAUAUUGUUGGUAAUGUUUAAGUGUGUUUAUUGAUAUUGUUGAUUUUUUAGUAGUUGUUUAGUAAAAAUGUUUUGGCUAAAAUGCUACUUAACAAUCAGUUACAUUGGCUCAUGUGCUUAACUGUUGUCAAAGCUGCCAUUAAUAAAUCAAACUCGCACCUCUUUUUA